AAAACCGUUCCUUUCCCCAACCCCAACGGCCCAACCUCCAUCUCUCUCUCUCUCUCUCUGCGCGAGUGUGUUUCUUUUCCCAAACCUCCAUAUCUGUGUGUGCGUCUCUGUCCCUGUGUUGGAGUGGAUUGCAACUCUCGGAAGAGGACGCCAUGGGGAGACCACCGAGUAAUGGAAACCCCACCUUCCGCUUCAACCAAACCGAGGUUGCGGAGAUGGAAUCGAUUCUCCAAGAACACAAUGCUCAGAUGCCAACACGUGAACUUCUUGAAGCUCUUGCUGAGAAGUUCAGGCAUUCGGCAGAACGGUCAGGAAAGAUUCUAGUUCAAAUGAAACAAGUGUGGAAUUGGUUCCAGAAUAGGCGGUAUGCUAUCAGGGCAAAAACAGCUAAGGCUCCUGGGAAGCUAAGCAUAUCGCCUAUGCCUCGGGAGGAUUCAAGUGUUGUGAGAAAUGUUUCUCAAGCUCCUCAAUCUGCAACUGUUCCGUCUGCAGUCCAAAGUGCAGGAAGAACUGUUUCCGAUAAUUCUCAGAUGGAGUUUGAAGCUAAAUCUGCCAGGGAUGGUGCAUGGUAUGAUGUUGCAAUGUUUAUAUCUCAUCGAUCUCUCGAAACGGGGGAGCCGGAUGUUAAGGUUCGGUUCGCUGGUUUUGGACCUGAGGAAGAUGAAUGGGUUAAUGUUCGCAAGCAUGUCAGACAACGGUCUCUUCCAUGUGAAUCCUCAGAAUGUGUUGCAGUCCUUCCAGGAGACCUGAUACUCUGUUUUCAGGAAGGGAAAGAGCAAGCUCUUUACUUUGAUGCCCACGUUCUUGAUGCACAGCGACGGAGGCAUGAUGUAAGAGGUUGCCGCUGUAGGUUCCUGGUGCGCUAUGAUCAUGACCAGUCUGAGGAAAUCGUGCCUCUGAGAAAGGUUUGCCGGAGACCUGAAACAGAUUACAGGCUGCAGCAACUUCAUGCUGUGAACGAUUCUGGGUCCGUGAACCAGCAAAAGAAGACAUCUGGUCCUCAUACAGCCAACUCUUUGCGAGUGUAUCCGCCUACUGAAACAACGCAGAAACAGCCAAAAGUAGAGGUGGUUGCCCCUGCUCCUCAGGCUAAUGCAACUGUAUCUGCAGAAACAAAAGUUCUACCACCCAAAAGUUCUGAGAUUAGCACUGCGGGUAAUGUGGGAACUCCAAUAGCCCCACCACCGAAUGUUGCUUUGACAAGUGGUGCAGCCACAAGCACCAUCACCAGCGACUCUGGUCAAAAUACGCCACAAGGAUAGGAGUCCGUAGUUUGAGAUUGCUUGUGUCCUGAUGAUCUCAGAAUUCCGUAGUUUGAGAUUGCUUGUGUCUUUCGGAUUGUUUUGUAGGGCUUUCGGCCUUGGGCCUUCCACGUUAAUGCUUGGAUAGAACCAAAAAGCAAAUCUUGUUAAAUAUUUUUCAUCAAUGUAAAUGAUUUCUUUUUUUUUUUUUAUCGGCAAAA
This is a messenger RNA of Rhododendron vialii, 1462 nucleotides long. Its product is annotated as protein SAWADEE HOMEODOMAIN HOMOLOG 2-like. The coding region runs from base 153 to 1262 and encodes 369 amino acids. NCBI's taxonomy places the organism in Eukaryota, Viridiplantae, Streptophyta, Magnoliopsida, Ericales, Ericaceae. The record is from RefSeq and is a predicted model, not a curated record. The transcript has 9 exons. Gene Ontology annotation, molecular function: chromatin binding; DNA binding.